AUGACUUCACUUGUUGAAAUCGACUCUCUUGAAAUCACAGUUAUCGUCGACAAUGAAUUGGAUGUCAUGUCCCCGCCGGCGCCUAACACAGUUCAGGCAACUGGCUUGUUAGGCAACAUAGCGAUGGAGUCCCCCUACACUCUAUGCAACCGCGGAGAUGCAUCAAAAGAGCUUCGUAUGAGCAACAUUUGCUGCUCUGCCCAUGGGCUUUCAGCGAUGAUUACAGCAACAAAGGGCGACAUCAAACAUACAAUAUUAUUCGAUACUGGGCCAGAAGAAGAGGUCUGGGAGCGCAAUGCAAACCGACUACGAGCCGAUAUUUCAACAAUUGAGCUGAUUCAUCUAUCACACUGGCAUCGAGAUCAUUCAGGCGGUAUGCUUCGUGCCAUUCGAAUGAUCAGGGAGGCUCGACUCGCGAAAGGUGAUAGUAACCAGCAUCUUGUGGUCGACUUGCACGAGUCAAGGCCCGAUUAUCGGGGGUUUACAAUGGGAACCGAAAUAUUCUCGCUUGAAGCGGACCCCACUUUUGAGGAGAUCGAAGAUGCGGGCGCUCAAGUUGAGAAAAGCACUUCCCCGCACACUGUCCUGGACGAUAUGUUUCUAAUUUCGGGCGAAAUUCCGCGGCGGACAGAGUACGAGGUUGGGUUGAAGAACGCCGUCCGGUUUGAUAAGUCAGCUGGGAAAUGGAACAAGGACGAAAUGAUAGCCGACGAGCGCUUUCUUGCCUGCAGCGUAAAAGGCAAGGGUGUUGUUAUAUUCACUGGCUGCAGCCAUGCCGGUGUUGUAAACACAUCGAGACACGCAGUCGAUUUGAUUGGAAAAGACGUGCCUGUCUACGCAAUUUUUGGUGGCUAUCAUCUCGCAGGCAGUGAGGCGGCUCAGAUCCGCGCAACCGUGAUGGACCUCAAAGCUUUGGAGCCGAAAAUGUUGCUUCCAGGCCACUGUUCCGGCUGGAGAGUGAAGCACGAAAUCGAGCAGCAAAUGCCAGGCCGUUUGGUCCCGUCGUCGGUUGGCGCCAAACUGGCAUUUUAG
This is a messenger RNA of Ophidiomyces ophidiicola, 1032 nucleotides long. RefSeq lists its product as uncharacterized. The transcript has 4 exons. NCBI's taxonomy places the organism in Eukaryota, Fungi, Ascomycota, Eurotiomycetes, Onygenales, Onygenaceae. The record is from RefSeq and is a predicted model, not a curated record. Gene Ontology annotation, molecular function: transferase activity. The coding region runs from base 1 to 1032 and encodes 343 amino acids.